Aspergillus aculeatus ATCC 16872 is the source of this 2175-nucleotide messenger RNA. Its product is annotated as NEDD8-activating enzyme E1 regulatory subunit. Gene Ontology annotation, molecular function: NEDD8 activating enzyme activity. The record is from RefSeq and is a predicted model, not a curated record. The transcript is spliced from 2 exons. Gene Ontology annotation, biological process: protein neddylation. Lineage: Eukaryota; Fungi; Ascomycota; Eurotiomycetes; Eurotiales; Aspergillaceae. Gene Ontology annotation, cellular component: cytoplasm. Bases 150 to 1823 code for a protein of 557 amino acids.
AGACCCCAGUGUUGGGUCUUAGCUCUCCGUUUCACAGAGGCUUGGUUGAUACAGCUCGAGCCUCUCACCGCCUACACAAUCUCGACUUAAUUCAGCAUUUUGUGAGCAUUGUGAGCCGAUCUGCUCCGCUUAUCUGACGAUAGCCCCUCAUGACUGAAGCUUUCCCCGGUGCCCUGGUAGGGCCAUCAUCCAAGGAAAGGAAAUAUGACCGGCAGCUGCGGCUGUGGGCUGCAAGUGGCCAACAAGCGCUCGAGGAAGCACGUGUACUUCUAGUCAACUCCGAUGGCCCAUGGGGUAAACAGAGCACCGGCGUCUCCGGGGUAGUUGGAGUGGAGACCCUCAAGAACCUCGUGCUUCCUGGCAUUGGCGGUUUUACCAUCGUGGACCCUGCGGUGGUAACGGAGCCUGACCUUGGGGUCAACUUCUUCCUCGAGGAGGACAGUCUAGGGAAGUCUCGAGCCCAGGAGACUUGUCGCUUGCUGAAAGAACUAAACCCCGACGUAGAAGGAAACUUUGAAUCCAAGCCGGUCACCGAGCUUCUGCAAGACCCUGAAUUUCUACCACAAUUCAAACUAGUACUGGUCUCAGGUCCGGCAAACAAGUCGACUCUGAUCACUCUCAGCAGUGCUGCCAAAGCUCUUGGCAUCCCCGUCCUGUAUACGCGCUCAGUGGGUUUCUACUCCACCUUUUCUCUUCAGCUUCCAGCUGUUUUCCCCAUAGUAGAGACACAUCCGGACCCCGAAAGCACGCAGGAUCUACGCUUGCUCAACCCCUGGCCGGAACUGGCAGCUACUCUGGCUAGCAUUAGCAACCUGGAGACUCUGGACGAUCAUCAACAUGGUCAUGUACCUUACAUCUUACUCUUGCUUCACUAUCUGGAAAAGUGGAAGGAGACCCACGACGGAAAUGUCCCCUCCAACUACAAAGAGAAAACCGCAUUCAGAGAUCUAGUGCGGUCUGGUGCCCGAACGGCCAAUCCUGAAGGUGGCGAGGAGAAUUAUGAUGAGGCCGUGGCCGCAGUCCUAAAAUCACUGAACCCUUUCACUUUGCGGAGUUCAAUCCGCGAGAUCUUCGAGAUGGAGGAGUGCAACAAUCUGACCUCGGAUUCGGCAGAUUUCUGGCUCAUCGCAUCAGCUAUCCGUGAAUUCUACACGAAACACAAUGUUCUUCCGCUGCCAGGCUCGUUGCCUGACAUGAAAGCACAGUCAGCCGACUACGUGUCGCUGCAGAACAUUUACAAGUCUAAGGCACGAAAAGAUAUGGCAGAGGUCGUUGGAGUCGUCCGGAGGCUUGAAGCAGAACUCAGCCCCCGACCCGCGCAGAUUGCGGACAAGGAUAUUGAAGUCUUCUGUAAAAAUGCGGCUCACAUCAAGGCCAUUCAUGGUCGUGACCUUCCUCAAUUGAACGGUGAGAAGUAUACUGUGAAAGCCAUCAAGAAUGCUCUGGGUGACCCUGAGUCACUGGUCUCUGCUUUUCUCGGCUUCGAAAUUCUUGAUAGUAUAAUCACCGAUAUACAGAGCGGCAAGCAAGACGAGGCAGCGUUGGAUUCCGCCCUCGCGUGGGAGGCAGGAGUGGAUCGGGUGAUUCAGUCCCUUACGUCGGAGGCCUCGGCAGCCAUCAACGAGGAUGCCAAAGAGCAAAUUAUUCAGAGAACUCAGGAGCUUCGGCGGACGCAUGGCGGGGAAUUGCACAAUGUGUCUGCCCUCACAGGAGGGCUAGUCGCACAGGAGGCCCUCAAGGUUAUAACCAGGCAGUAUGUUCCCUUAGACAACACCUGCGUAUUUGAUGGGAUUAAAAGCCGCAGCGAGAUGUAUAGACUCUGAACACCCCUUGUCAACCCUUGACAAGAGUCAAUGCUAUGGAAUGAGACCACGAAUAGCCUUUUAUCCUGUCAUUUACCGGCGCGGCCGCGCGUAUAAGAUGUCCAGAGCAUAAGCCAGCGAGUCGGCCAAGUCGGCCAAGGCCAGCUCACUUCAACAUGUCGACUCCGUAGUGGUGGAAGGAGCCGGACGAAUCCUGAUUAUUAUACCUCAAACAUUCCUCCACGACUCCAGGCACAAAGGCCGAGCCUCGCGGAUUCCCGCCAUCAUAUUAUCAGCUCUCCCCCUUGCAGACACUCCUUGAUUGAUCAACAUGAGACCUGUAUCUCCGUACAUCCACUUUAGAUUCUCUUUU